GCACGCGCGAAGGAGAACAGUCGCAUUGUUCCUUCGUUCGUGUCCUGUUUUUUGUUUCAGUCCUUUUUCCCUGUCUAUGCCGUGCCAGAGCAUAAUAUUUAGCCCAGACACAACAAAAAUGGACAUUGUUUUUUGAAAAACGAAAUAAUUCGUUGUAAAAAUUCCAUCGUUACUUCCAUUAUUAAGGCGAGUAUAGCAGUGUUGAGAGAGUACGCCCCCUGUUCCAGACCGCGUGGACUGAGAAGGCCAGUUGAGAAUACGGGUGUGUGUGUAUGUGGAUGUGUGUUUGUGUGUACGCGUGUGGUUCCAACCAGCCAACAAAUUUCCCAGGAGCAUAUUUGAAAUCCUUGGAAGCAUUUCUGACCUUUUUAGCUUCAAGUGAAUAUCGAACGUUUUGUGCUAUUAAGAAGACGUUGUCUAUGCAAAACUGUGGAUGGCGUUCCAAGGUUCGUCGAACAAGGACGCUUGAUGCAUUUCCUCUUCAAAGUGGCAACGCAGUGAGAAACCAGGAUGUGCCAUUGAAUCUGUCCGGCCAGUGAAUCGUUUUGUGUGAACAUCAGACGUUUUCAAAGGACCUUUGAAAUUGCAAAGAAAAUGAGCGAGCGAAAUCCCUUCCGGCCGACUUCUUCCGGAAGCAACGGCGCCUUGGUGACGGAUGCUCGACUAUCUCAACUCUUUGAUCCCAUUGCCCGCCUUGUAGAUGUUUAUCCACCCAACGAUCGUCGCAACGCAGGAUAUCACAAUCAGCGUGAUUCUUCGGAAUAUGCUCAUCUAACAGCAUACCCGGCCAUCAUUGAACCAGUUGGAUACGAUGAAGGCACGGCGAGGUUGUCCUACAUGUCAUCCAAUUCGCCGAGUAUCAAAAGACGUUCGCUGGAUCGGCCAUCCUCCAGCCAGAGCCAUGGCAACAGCUUCUUGCGGCCAUCUUCCGUCCAGUAUCAUUAUCGACGUCAGAGGCUAUCGGAUAACAACUUUCAGCGGACCUCGAUCACGUCGCAAACCUCGUCGUUGCACACGGCGCUGUCCGAAUUGGCCGGCGACGUCGAAGUCGUUGACAUGGAAGAUGGAGCGCUGACCAACGAUCGCUAUUCGCAUAACUAUCAAGAUGGCGAAGUUGACAGCGAAGCGACGAUGGCGGCCAGCAGCAGCGGCGAAGGCUUCUGGUUCUCGGAUUCGCGCAACUAUCACCACCACGGCGAACAGGAUCACGCCAGCAUGAUGAUGGGCGUCAUGGACGAUGAGGAACACUACGCCGACGACGACGGAUACAUCCCGUACGUCUACAGCAUGGAGGGCGGCGAUCCGGGAGUCAAUUGGGAGGAACGCUGUCUGGAACUGGAAAUGUCUCUUCAGCGGUUCAGGGAUCAGGCCGGCAAGAUCCGCGGAUUGCUCCGCGAAAAGCUGGCGGAAAUGGAGGCGCGCGUCGUCGGAGCGGAAACUCGGGCCGAAAUCGCCGAAGAAAAGCUAAGAAUCAUGGAGCAACAGCUGGCCGAGUCACCGUGGAAUUCAUUGACGGAAGGAAGUGCAGUGUCGCCUCACCAGACGACGGUUAAGGAGCGAGACGUCAUCAACCGGCUGGAGGGUCAAGUGGACGAGCAGCGCAAGAUGAGACUCAACGACGCCAAACAGGUCGAGGCCAAAGCAGCCAAGAUCAAGGAAUGGGUCACCAACAAAUUGCGAGACCUCGAGGAACAGAACCAACAUCUACGCGAGCAAAAUCAAAAAUGUAACGAACAGUUGGAAUUGCUGCGCAACCGUCUGCGCCAACUGUCGCAGACCAAUUCGGCCAACUCCAAGAAUCAUCGGGCCAGCACUGAGGAUUCUUCGCGCGGAAGCUUAGAAGAUCAACCAGGCAGCGAUGACAGCUUAUGUCGCGUUGGCGGAGGAAAUGCGACAGAAGGAGGGAAAGGACGCGGAAGUGGCAGUGUCAUCUCACCCUGUGAUGCCACGUCACAGCUGGAUGCGUUGUACGCGGAAGUAGAUUUGUCGAAGAAGCGCCAACAGAGAUGCGCAUCCGGCGGCGGUUGUAUGACGAGCUCAAUGACAUCAUCGUAUGGAGGAGGCGGUGGCUUGGGUCUCUCGGGUCCAGUCAACUCGAUGAUGCAGCAGAGGUUUCCGGAUGGGAAUCGACUCUCCCUCUCCGGUUUGACGCGCACAGUUCGCGAUUCGCGAGUUGAUUCAGGAUCGGUCGACAUGGAGACGCCGCUUAGCCUCAGUCCCAAGAGUCCGAUAUCUGGGGGCCUCAAUGAUGAUCAUGCAUGCAGCCAUAACAGCGGAUCGAUCGGCAAGAAACCUAUCCCGCCUCCUCGAACAAGAGUUCCACGAAAGGAUAGCGAUAACAGCGUUAAUGAUGGCAAUGUUAGUGACCAUAGUGGCAGUGGCGGAGUGGCCCUGACGGCAAAGGGCAACUGCCCUAGUGCAGGUACAUUGUCUGGCCUUUCAGACGCUGAUACGUAUGAGAAUGGUGCUACCACAGCUUUGGGCGAACUAGGCCAAGCCAUCGACCAAGCCAUUGCUUCCAUGACGGCCGCUGCAUCCGAACACUCGGAUUACGAUGUACCGAAACCUCCGCGAAGUCUUAAAGUUCGUACUAAGCUUAUAUCCAGCGAAGUGCACGACUAUGCCGAGAUUUACACGCCCAGUAAAGAGCGAUUACCUUGGAACGGAUCGGCCGCCAUCCCCGUGUCGACGGCACGCCACUCAAUCUCCCAUCCGGGCAGUUUGGUGAGCAGUGUGGGCGACGAUUACCACGACGACAGCAAGCCACCCACUCCGCCGUUGCACAGAUUCCCGUCGUGGGAGUCGCGGAUUUAUCAGGCAGCUGCCGAAGGCUUCAGCGUGACGGAACAGCCUCCCUCCACGAUUCCACUUCAAAUCCACCAAAUUCAUCCCAACCAUAAUCAACAGUCACGGACACUUACCCACCGAUUAUCGAACUCGGGCAGUGUUGGAUAUCACGACAUCAGCAUCCCCGUUUAUGCCACCGUCAAAGGUCGGGCCAGCCAAAUUCGAUCAGUGCCCUUCAGUGGAGAUUCAUCAGACUCUUCAGACGGUGAAGACCACGCGGAUGUUCGUGACAACUGUAACGAAUCGGCCAUUUCGGAUGACUAUGCCCUCCCACCCGACGACAACGGGGCUGAAGCGGAGGCAGCGAUAGUGGCGCAGUCAGUAGCCAUGUUGCGAAUCUCUACACUUGAAAGGAAUAGUGAUGAGCUGGAGAAAAGCGGUUACUUGACGAAACUCAGUGGCAAACUGAAAACAUGGCGGAAGCGCUGGUUCGUCCUGAAGAACGGAACGCUAUCGUACUGGAAAUCCCAGAGUGAUCUCGGUAGGAAGCCCCAGGGUCAAAUUUCGCUCGACGACAGUUGCCGGGUCUGGCGAGCGGAUGGGGCGGCCACGUUUGAGAUCUCCACAUCAAAGAAAACGCACUAUUUAACGGCCGACUCGAGCGGCACCGUCGACGACUGGGUGCGCAUUCUGCAGAACGCGGUCCGUCGCAACACGACCCGUCUCCUUUUGGGCCGCGAGGACCAGAAACCAACGCUCGAAGGAUGGAUUGUCAAAGUGAAGCACGGACAUUCGAAACGCUGCUGGUGCAUGCUCGUCGGCAAGACCUUCCUCUACUUCAAAGCGCCCACCGAUCAGGUCCCUCAGGGUCAGAUCAACAUGCGAGAUGCCCGCGUCGAAGAACUGGAGCACGUUUCCGAUUCAGACAGUGAAGAGGCUGAAAGCAGUCCGAUGGCGACAGCGAGAUCAGCCAACUUGACGGUUGGCAUCUUCCCUCCUCACGAGGAUCCGACGUACUUGCUGCUGGCCAACAAGCAGGAAAAGGAUGCUUGGCUCUACCAGCUGACGAUCGUUUCAGGCGGCGGAGCUCAUAGCGGAACGCAAUAUGAGCAAAUGAUUCAGAAGCUGAUGGAAACGGACGGAGAUCCAAGCUGCAAUUUGUGGCGGAAUCCUUUGCUGCUCCAUUCCAAGGACAGCAUCACAUCGCCUCUGACGACUCUUUCGUCCGAGAGCUUGCACAGCGAAGCCAUCAAACUGUUCAAAGCUAUUCAGUUGUUUACAUCGGCAUUACUGGACUCGGCCGGCAUUGAUUACCAUGUCGUGUUGGCUCAGAAUGCUCUGCAUCAAUGUCUAUGUUUACUGGAGCUGCAACCCGAGUUGAUUUGCGCUUUGAUUAAGCAGACGUCGCGUGUCCAGCCACAGAGUCAGCAGCCUGUAGUUGGCGUCGCUGGCGUCGGUAGCAAGUGGGGCGGCGGGCAGGUAAAUCGCUCGGCGCUGCACAAAAUCUCGAAACCCGCCAAACAGUCCACUCAUAAAUUGUCCACUGCUUUACCGCCAUCUUCGGCGUCGGGCUCGCAUCAUUUACAUCAUUCUGGUUCGAUUUCGAGUGGUUCCUCAUUAUCGUCAGAUAGCAAAGCUGCCAGCGCACCUUUCACAUUCGUUCAAGGCUGGCAAUUGCUAGCGUUGACCGUUUCCCUAUUCGCUCCUCGCAACAACAAGCUUCUCUGGUACCUCCGAUUGCAUUUAAAACGCAACGCAGACACUAAGACGGAGAUGGGCAAAUACGCCUCUUAUUGCCAACGAGCUCUCGAACGGACCCUUCAGAUGGGUCCGCGUGAAUCCAAGCCGUCGCGGAUGGAAGUGCUAUCCAUCCUACUCAAAAAUCCUUACCAUCACUCUCUACCGCACGCCAUCCCUGUCCACUUUCUCAAUGGAACCUAUCAGGUGGUUGGUUUUGAUGGUUCAACGACAGUCGAGGAGUUCCUGGUGACACUCAAUCGUGAAAUUGGUUGUCGAGAUGUGAGCCAAUCUGGUUUCGCUUUAUUUAGCGAUGAUCCGAUAGAAAAGGAUGAAGAGCAUUGGUUAGAACCAAAAGCUAAGCUUUGCGACAUUAUAUCCAAAUGGGAAACAGCACUCCGGGAAAAGGGCUUGGGCAAGUUCCAAAACACAAAAGUCAUUCGGCUGACGUAUCGUCACCGCCUCUUUUGGCGCACCAACCUCAAGGGCGAGACCGAACGGGAGCGAUUGUUGUACUGCUACCAGACGGCGCAGAGAAUAUCGGACAAUAGAUUCCCGCUCACCAAAGAGUUGGCCAUCGAACUAGCGGCCAUCAUGUCGCAGAUCGACGGCGGUGAUUACAAUCCCGAACGGGGCCGUGGAAGCGGCGGAAGUUCCGGUCAUCUGCAUCAAGGAGCCAUGCAGGCCCUGGAGCGCUUUAUUCCCAGGCGCUACAAAGACGGGAUCUCACAGGAAGAGUUAAAGGAAAUGGCGGACGCUAUAACGGAUAAAUGGACGGCGUUGAAAGGCCGAAGCAUUGCCGAUUGUGUGCGAAUUUAUUUGACUUGCACGCGCAAAUGGCCCUUCUUCGGAGCAGCUCUUUUCCACGCCAAGGUUAAUGCCGGUGGAGGCAAUUCAGACUUGGAAGGAGCGUCCGUCUGGCUGGCUGUCAAUGAAGAGACAAUCACGCUCUUAGACGUGACGUCGAUGCAAUCCGUGGCUCGUGUUCCAUAUUCCGCCGUAGUUACCUUCGGUGGCUGUCAGGAUGAUCUCAUGGUUGUUGUCAACAAUUGCGAUAUUCAGGGGCCUGGAACACAAAAAAUGCUAUUUGCGCUCCCGAAACCCAAGAUAUUGGAGCUGACACUGCUAAUAGCUGACUACAUGAACGCUCUUGGUUGCGUGUUACCCAGCACACCAAACGCUUCGUUGUCCCGACUCGAUUCUCGUCGCUCCGGUCGGAGUAAAACUAAAGAGCGAGACAGCGAUCGAAGCGGUUCUUUGAGUCACCGAAUACAAGCUAGCAUUGAACCAGAUAUUCUUCGUGCCACUCCUGAGAUGGAAAGCAAAAUGCAACAUCACCAUCACCACCAGCAUCACUACCACGAAGAGACAGGCAAUAAGCGACGGAUUACAACAGACAGCUGACAACUGACUAACGAUACUUGUUGUCACUUGUUUGUCUGUGCCGAGCUCGUCAGCUGAUAUUCGGCCAUGUAUGGUGCGAGUGAAGAGGAGAGCUGAAAUAAUCGUUCUCCCAGUGUGCCUUUGUUAGAGGAGCUGUUUGGUGAGAGCAGAAAGGGGAAAAAGACUAGUCUUCCACAGCCCUUUUUUUCUGGGAGAUUCUGCACCUUGACUUCACAACAUUUUCAUCCGCUUUUCCCGAGGCCAUUAUUGUCGCUGCUUAUUUAGAUUUCAAGCCUUGUGAAUGUAACUGGGCUCGUUGCUGACCGUUGCGUGUUCAAUGAAGUACGGUUUUUAUGCCUUUUCUCUCAUUUUCAAUGGCAAAAAUAGAGAAACGGUAGGCAACAAAAAUUGUCCGGCGAAUGGUACUUUAUCUCGUGUGUUUGUGUGUGUAUCUUCUAGUCUGCUACUCUAUAUCCGACAGGUCCUCAUCCAUAUAUAACAUUUAAAGAACUCGAGCUGUGUGCGUGUUCGUACGUGUGCGUAUUUUAUUUUCCUCAAAGGCAAUAAAUAUCUACGUUAACUCUAAAA
Daphnia carinata is the source of this 6495-nucleotide messenger RNA. RefSeq names its product pleckstrin homology domain-containing family H member 2-like. The record is from RefSeq and is a predicted model, not a curated record. NCBI's taxonomy places the organism in Eukaryota, Metazoa, Arthropoda, Branchiopoda, Diplostraca, Daphniidae. Gene Ontology annotation, cellular component: cytoskeleton.